Molecule: messenger RNA, 4148 nt
Organism: Larimichthys crocea (large yellow croaker)
Lineage: Eukaryota; Metazoa; Chordata; Actinopteri; Sciaenidae
Gene: cadm4
Product: cell adhesion molecule 4
Exons: 10
Coding region: 909-2147 (412 amino acids)
Biological process (GO): regulation of Rac protein signal transduction; homophilic cell-cell adhesion; regulation of wound healing
Cellular component (GO): cell-cell contact zone
Molecular function (GO): vascular endothelial growth factor receptor 2 binding
Source: RefSeq, a predicted model, not a curated record
AUUGAUGUUUCGUGCUCCUCUGAGCAGUGUGGUUUGACCUAGACAGAGACAUGCAGUCUGUUGUUGUGGUUAAUUGUGUGGUUGAUUGCUAGGACGCCUGGUGCUCUGAUCUAGCUUGGCUCGGAGUUUGACACAGCAGUGUGCAGUCAGCGAGGUGCUAAUUAAGUCAUCCCUCGUUUGUUUAAUUGCAUAGCUGCCAUUACUGAAUACCCUUGUUGGUAACGAACAUAGUAGACCCUAUUGCGGGUCUUCUUUGGUCACCUUUGGUAUUGCUUUUUCUGGUUUAUUGAUCUAAGAUAUCUUGGGCUUUGGUCUCAGGAGGCUCGGCAGUGUUUGCUUUGUUGUCGCCUUGCUCAGAUGGGACAGAGUUCCUGUGCAGCUUUAGAGCAGCAAAGCUUUCCCACUGUAUGGAUUUAAGACAACGCAUGUUAUAAGUUCUUUCUAAGCAGCACAAGGUGCUAAAGUCAACAGUAGAACUUUUUGUUGCUCUAAGCUCAUCUCUGUGUGCAUUGUGAUAUACUGUCUAAAUCACGAGCUCUGUUAGCACCCUGAGCUCAAGCCAAACGUCUGUGUGUUGCAUGCAAACCCUUGCCACAAAUCAUUCCUGUGUGACUUAGCAGCUCAAGCAGUGUCUUUGCAUGUGUCGUGAUGCACUGUAGCACAUAAGAGUCCUUUCUUUAGAGUGCUGUCCUCAAACAACAACUUCUGUCUGAUUGCACUGAAGUAAAGCUGGGCAGAUAGUGUGUGCACGUGCCUGCAGCAUUGCAGUUGAGAACAAAUCAGAGUGUGUGUGCGUGUGGACUAGUUUGUCUAUAGCAGUGCAGGCAGGGUCACAGAGGAGCCAUUGAUCAAGCUUGCACAUCCACACACACACACACACACAUUCACACACAGAUUCUCAAUACACAAUGAGGCCUGUCCGGAGCUCUGUCCUCUGCCGCCUCCUCCCUGCCCCCUUCUCUCUAGCCCUGCGCAGCCUGGUCCUGGUCCUGCUUUGCAUCACUCCCCGUUGUCAGGCAGUGCAGGCGGAGAAUGUGACAGUUUUGGAGGGAGGUACGGCCCAGAUCUCCUGCCGCCUGCAGAACUACGAUGGAUCUAUCGUGGUCAUCCAGAAUCCUCGUCGGCAGACGCUUUUCUUCAACGGCACACGAGCCUUGAAGGACGACCGUUUCCAGAUGGUGCUCUUCACGCCACGGCUGGUGCGCAUCACAUUGACCAACGUCAGUGUGUCAGAUGAGGGUGGCUACUUCUGCCAGCUCUACACUGAUGCCACGCACCACCAGGUGGCGACGCUGUCUGUUUCGGUGCCCCCCGAGACGCCCACGGUGGAGGUGAAACAGGAUGCCGUGGAGGGAGGCGAGGUGGAGCUCACCUGUGUCUCGCCACGCAGCAAGCCGGCCGCAACCCUGCGUUGGAUGCGCAGUGGCCGGGAGAUACCAGGUGUUGUAUCCCAGCAAGACAACGGGAAGACAUUCAGCGUAUCCAGCACCAUCAGGAUCCCAGUAGAAAGGAAAGACAACGGGGCGGCGCUGAGCUGUGAGGCGUUCCACCCAGCACUGAGUGGGCAGAAGAGGAUUCGACACUACCGCCUGGAUGUGCAUUUUGCACCCACAGUGAGAAUUGUUCCUCCUACUGGCAUUUUGAGAGAGGGCGACUCACUCACUCUGACUUGCUCCGUCUCUGGGAACCCCCUGCCGAGGACCAUUCAGUGGUCCAAGAUUAACGACACCUUACCUGAGAGGUCAGAGAUUUCUGGCCCCACCUUUCAGAUUUCCCGUCUUAGCCAAUCACACAACGGGACAUACUUGUGCCAGGCCCAGAACAACUAUGGACGUGCUGCCGAUCAUUACACCCUAUUGGUGUAUGAUAAUGUGUCAGUCACUACCACGGUCCCUCCCACUCCUACCACCCAACCAAUCACCUCCCAUUCCACCACCCCAACCCUCCUAACACCCAGCUUCGCCCCGGACCCAGAAGAUCCCGGUGCAGUGGUGGAGACUCACAGUGCAGUACCAUAUGCAGUGAUAGGUGGCGUUCUGGCACUUCUGGUUUUCACCGUCAUCUGUGUCCUCAUUGUCACCAUCUGGUGCUCCGUCCGACAGAAAGGCUCGUACCGUACCCGAGAGCCUAUUCUUGCUUGGUAUUGACCUAACAAUCAGUUAACUAAUGAAUUAAUCUGUCACAGGUUCCUAUCUUACCCAUGAGGCCAGCGGGUUGGAUGAACAUGGUGAGGUGCAGGAGGCCUUCCUCAAUGGGAACGACGCCAGCCAGGGCAAGAAGGAGUACCUACUGUAGCCCUUCUCCUUUCCUAUCCCCAUCUCUUCUGACCUCAUCCCUCUAUUUCCCUUCUCUCCCCCUCUCCCACCUUAUAUACAGUAUACACACACACAGAAACAUGCACACACACACACACUUCUGUACAAUGCGCCAUAACAGAGGGCCUUCUGAAAACGACUGUAUACAGAUACUGCACACAGCCAAUCCAUCCCACUCCAUCCCACUCCAUAUCCUCCAUACACACACCCACCAGAGACAGAUUGAGAAAAAGAGAGCCUAUAGACCCACCAGCCAUUAACGACUGUGCCAUAUUCUAUAAGUCGGGGAAGCUGUGGAAAAUGGAGCGAGAUAGAGAGAGGGGGACGUGAAUUUAGACAAAAAACGAAAUGAUGCCGUAAUUAUUUUGAUCGAGAGGGAAGCUGGGAGCACAAAGAAAACAGGCACUCUGCCCGUGCAGUCGCCAAAGUGGAAGGGGGAAUUAGAGGCAGAUGACUGCUAUAAUUCCACGCCUGAAGAAAACCAUCCAUUUCACGAAGCUCCAUCUUUAACUGGCGGAGACAGUGGAAGCUGUGUGGGAGGAGGGAGGAGGGAGACGGGGGAGUUUGGGGGGUUUAGUUGACCAGGAGCUAUUGAGCGCCAGAUGCUAGAAAAUUGAAAUUUUUUAAAAUUGCCAAAGCAUCUUGCCUACUGAGCGCAACCCAUAUAUAAUUCCUUAACAACACUAGAGUGUGUAAGCUCAACAUCCCAGAGAGUAUCCAGACUUUAUUAACAAGCUGACUGUCCUGUUUUGCUAUCCCUGUUGGGUGACCUGCCAAUAAUUUGUAAGAAUAAUUAUCUUUUAGUGAUGGCUUUUUAUCUCUCACUGCAACAGUGAAGAGAAGGUGGUUCUCUUUUAAUUUACUUUCCAUCUCCUCCUCCGUCUCCAUUCACCUGUUACCAUCGUCUCCCCUCUCCCUUAUAUCUCUCUUUCUCUCUGUCGGUCCCCCUCAUCGCUCCUCCUUUGUUGGCUCCUAAUAAUGAAAGGAUUAGUGUUGGGCUGCGUUCCUGACAAAGAAGAAAUGAAUAUGACUUGCUAAGGCAUUAAGAAAAAGCUUAAUUAUUUUAGAAUGUCAUUAAGAGGAUAAAAAGGUUUAGAAGUCUCAAUAAGAAGGGCGAGGGGAGUGAUAGCAAAAGGCGUAAAUGAGAAAAUAAAAUGGAUGGAUUUCUUUUCUGAAUGCUACCACACAUAUGCAGAUACAUGCAUACAUUCAUACGUACAGUAAACAUGUUGACAGAACAAGUAUACAUAUCUCUGAAUUCCUUAUUUGUAUAAAAAAAAAAGAACAGCAACAUAAAUUAAAGGAAACUUUUAAGAAAUAUGAAAACAGUUUACUAUUGAAACGCAUUAUGAAGCAACUAUACUAACACAGAAUAUUAGCCUAUAGAGGUGCAAAGCCGAACAAACUACUGUCCAGUGAUCUUUAAAGAAAAUAAAGAAAAGAAUAAAAAAAGAAAAAUCAUUUGUCUUUAUGAGAAACCAGAGGUCUUAUUGAUUUUUUAUUAAUUAUUAUUAUUAUUUGAACAAUUAUGAUUGUUGUUAAUGUUAUUAUUAUUGCCGUUGUUAUUAUUAUAAUUGUAAAUGUUAAAGAAAUGUACACUUCCCAUGGUUUGUUUUUGGUUCUACUGUAGAGAAAUUGCUGUCUUUUUUCACUCUUACCUUUCCUCUCUCUCCCAGUCUUUCUCUCUCUGCGUCUCCUGUGCCUAGUCGUCUCUUCUCCUGUCUUUCACUCUUGUUUAUUUUAGUCCAUGUGUCAUUGUUGAUAUAUAGCUAACUAUUUCUUUAUAGGGGAAAGAUACAAAGCACGACAAAAUAAAAAAGAAUCCAAAAAUAA